Hydractinia symbiolongicarpus is the source of this 3293-nucleotide messenger RNA. RefSeq lists its product as uncharacterized. The coding region runs from base 2758 to 3267 and encodes 169 amino acids. Gene Ontology annotation, molecular function: structural constituent of ribosome. Gene Ontology annotation, cellular component: ribosome; mitochondrion. The record is from RefSeq and is a predicted model, not a curated record. Lineage: Eukaryota; Metazoa; Cnidaria; Hydrozoa; Anthoathecata; Hydractiniidae. Gene Ontology annotation, biological process: translation. The transcript has a single exon.
UAAUUUUUUUCAAAAUAAAACCUCUUGUAUUACUGUGGGGUGACUUGGGACAAGUCUUCAAUGGUUAAAUGCUACUGUUACAUUGACUAAGUUUUCUAACUGUUUUUUGUACUUUUUAAAAAGUCAUUACUGUCCCAAGUCACCCCAAUGUGUAUUUGUCCCAAAUCCAUGAGUUUUCAAUCUUGUCCCAAGUCAACCCAUACUGGGGUGGCUUGGGACAAGCACAUAUUUUUUAAAAAAACACUUGGAUUUGAGGAAAAUGCUUUUGAUAAGUAUACUCAUGUAUUCUUUGCAUAUUCAAUGAGAAAAUGACUAAUAUAGAGGUAUAAAACAAAAAACUGUUUUCUAGAUCUUGCUAUGAAUGUUCCAAAACUGUCCCCAGUCACCCCAUUCUACGGUAUAUAAAAACAUCCCUCAUAAAGACAUGAUUGUACCCAGGCCAUCUUUUUUUCUUUCUUGACAUGUACCCUUGUAAAUUAUUUCAAAGAAGGGUGAAACUAUAAAGUUUAUAACCCUUAAAUAUUUGAUUACUAUAUUAUAUAUAUUUCCUCUUUUCAGCACCCCAUUUUAGGACCCCCUGGGUGCCUAAUAAAGGAAAUAUGGUCUAAAAUUGUCAAAAUGCACUUGCCAAAGUUUACAGUGGCUUACUCCUGAGUCCAAUAGUGUGUCCGACACUAAUAAUUUUCUGAAAUUUGCCAAGCCAGGACAUUCUUAUUCUUCACCCUCCUCUUAUUAAUAUUUGAAGUUUUUGCCACUCACAGCCCUGUGAAGCAAAAAUUAGGUUGGCAAACCGAUCUGACAGGUCGGCACAAGCAAGUCUAUUCAUAGCCAACCUGAUCAUCCUAGCUAAUUCACUGACUUAGUUAAAAGAACUACGUAGACAUGAAUCUCUAUUGCUUGGCCCCUUUGUUGUUGGUAACCAAGUCUUACACAAGAAAUUCAGCCAUGCGGUUCUUAACUAAAGCGGAGGUGAACACCUACGAAGCACAGAUGAAGCUAGUCUGCAAAACUGCACUUACAGGCUGAACAGACAUUAUAUCAUGGAUUUAAUUGUAGAUAAAACCUGUUGCGAGGGAUUUCUGUCACGGGGCUAGAUAAUUUCACUGGUCAGGUAAAUCAAUUAUUCUGUAAAUUACGAAUGUUAAAAAGUUAUAUGACAAAAUGGGGAGUUUACUUCAACAAGCCAACAUUCCUUCGUUCGUUUGACCAGGCCUGAUAAAUGCAGGAAACUUGAUUGACACUGGCAAAAUACAUACGCUAUACUGAAUGCUGUCGAAGAAUCUUGUUAGUAGCAAGUAAAGCUCCAAGCAAAAUAUGGAAACAGUAACAGUUUGUUGAAGCUACAUUUUUGAUACUUAUUUGUGAAAGAAGGUUAUUUUUGCUUAUGUAAUAAAUUAAUUUUCUCGGCAUGCCAACCAUGGAAAAAAUAUAGGUCGGCAAAAACAAGUCGACUUCAAUUUAAUGAGGGUUGGUUUUCAGGUUGGCAUUGCCGAGUGGCGACCUAGAUUCACAGGGCUGCACCCAGGAAAAAGUGCAGCUAGCGCAUUUUUAACAUUUGUAAAAACAGACAAUUUCCCAACUAUUAUUUCCAUGGUUGUAGAGUAAAUUGAGUACCAGAAUCAGUUGGUUGGAAUGUCGAUAGAUAGUGGUGUCCAUCCAUUCAGCUAUUAACACGCCCCAUUAAACGCAAAAUACUUGAUGAUAAACUUAGGUGCCUCUUUUAAGUGGAGUUUCCACUCUCCAUUUUACUUCACUCACACUCAAGGCUAAAUUUUUGAAGUGAAGCUAAUAAUAAUAUAAGUAAUGGUUGUGGGAUAAAGAUUGUUGCAUGACAGUCAUAGUAUACUAUUGUAUUAUAUUGUAAUACAAGCUUUUCUGACUGUGUUCAUACAUCAAAAAUUGUAAUAAAAAAUUGGUAUAGUCAGGUGACUUUAACCCCUAUUAUAUGUGACAUCCACCUAAUCAAUGCUUUAAACAUCCCUAUGUGUCUUUUUCUAUUGCCCAAAAAGCAGAUGUAAAUUACACAAGUUUUGUUACUAUCAAAAUAGGUAUUAAGAUAUUCCUGGACUCAAACAUUUUAUGUUUUAUAUCAUAGCCAUGCGGUGACCAGUAAGCAGAAAGAAAUGACAGGAAAAGUAAAUUCACAGGAUGUUAUGUUGCCUAUGGAUGUGCAAUGCAUAGUCUAGUGAAGCAAUUUGCCUAAUUAAGUGAUAAUAACAUAAUAAGGUUACUGUGAAUCCUACCUUUGAUUUUUUAUGAAAGGGUGCUUACAUUUUAAGUUAACAGAAUUUUCUCUCUAAUAGCUAAGAAAGUUGAAUUAUUGACGAGUACAAGUUUUGAAAAAGGCACAUUUGAAACUAAUCAAAAUUAAGAAUAAAAUUAAUUAGAUACAUUCCUUCUGGUUAGGAUAAUCAACAAAGGUUCAGUGGCGUGGUAAAUACUAUGUCAAACUUUUCUCUACUUUAAGUCCCUACCUACACCAACCUAUAAAAAAUUGUUGAGUUCGGACUUGAUGGGCCAUUACUAACAUCAUCAAAAUUCAAGUAGUGGAUUUUUUCCAUUGUUUUUUAUGGGCUUUUCAUUGUUAUGAAUUAAUUAUAAUAAUUAUAUUAAAUCAUUAUAAAGAAUAUAUCUUGAUUUAAAAUAAUUAUGUUCACCUUCCCUUUCAGUAUCCUUAAAACGCCAUUACACGAAAGUUAUAGUCAUUUCAUAUUUAAUGUAAGUUAGAGAAUAUGCAUAUAUAUUAUAGAUACAUUGAUGGCAGGAUCACGUCAUCUUCAGGGUAAUAUAAUUACACGAGUGAAGCAUUUGCUGAAAUCAGGAAGUUUAAAAGAAGCACCUGUUUGGUAUGACGUAGUUCGAAGAUUCCCUCCUCCAUCAACUAGCCUUUUGUCUUUGGUAGAGGAAGGGAGUCAAAAAGAUGUUCCAAAAAUAACUUAUCCUGUAGAUGAUAUAAAGAGAGAGUUUUAUAAAACUUAUUUCCGUGCUGUUCGAGAUCCAGAGAGUUUGUUUGAAGACGUUUCGACAAAAGAGACAAAAACAGAAUUGUUUUUGAGAGAAUACGAAAAAUAUUUAAAAGAAAGUCAGAACCACGAUACCGCUUUGACUCAGGCCUUUUCCUCUUUUGACGCUCAUUUAAAAACACUACGAGGAGAAAAAGUAAAUUAUCAAAUGGACUAUGAGGAUAAACAGAAUGCUGAAAAUGAUAUCGAAGAUCUAAGUGUUGAUGAUAUAUAUAAUUUGUUCAGUGAUCAAAAGAAAUCCUGAUUCAUGCCAAUGUAUGGAGUAGCUAA